AUGCGCACUCUGAAACAGCGUGCCUUACCAGCUCCUUCACCAGCAUCCCGUAUCAAUAAUUUAAACUCCGAAGCGACCAGCGAAGCGAGCAGCUCAGCAUAUUACCCACAAACUAACGGUGCAUUAGAAAGAUUCCAUGCAGUACUCAGAGAUCACUUACUCAACAAAAAAGUCACACAAUUGGUCGUACCACUCGCAAUAAUGUGCCAUAAUACCUCACUUAAUCAGUCCACAGGCUUCACUCCUCAUGAACUCCUAUUCGGUUACAAACCUCGUUUGCUUUAUACCCUUAAAGACUCACGCGAAUUCACAACAAACGACUACCUCAAUGACCUUAACGAACGCCUUAAGAUUUCUCGUGACAUAGCU
Messenger RNA from Brenthis ino (lesser marbled fritillary), 369 nucleotides. The record is from the annotation of a GenBank genome assembly. Lineage: Eukaryota; Metazoa; Arthropoda; Insecta; Lepidoptera; Nymphalidae.